GGUGUCCGCACUGCCGGGGGGGGCCGGGGCGCCUCUUCCCGCAGCCGUCCCGCCCCGGGGAGGGGGCAGCGGCCGCCUCCGGCCACACCUGUGGCGCAGCGGCGGAGGAAGCGCCCGGAGGUUGGCGCAGACGGGUCGGCGCCCGGCGGCACCAUGACCGUGGGUGCGCGGCUGGGCGCCAAGGUGAGGGGCAGGUUCUCCCGCCGCGGGCCCGGCGACGACCAGGUCUCCAUCCUGCCCGGAGAGGAGGAGGAGGCGGCGGCGGCGGCGGCUCCUGGGGGCAGCGCGGGGGUCCCGCGGGCGGCGGCGCUGGAGGAGGAGGAGGAGGGCACCGGGUCCAGGAAGGUGCGCUUCGCCGUCCUGCCCGGCUCCUACGAGCCGCUGCGCCCGCCGCGGGCCCCCGCCAAGCGGCCCUACGGGAAGAGGCUGAAGAAGUACGGGAAGAACGUCGGCAAAGCUCUGCAGAAGGGAUGUCGCUACUUGGUGGUCGGCUUGCAAGGAUUAGCGGCGGCCUAUUCCGCUCCCUUUGGGGUGGCAACACAGGUGGCAAACUUCGUCCGCUAGAGCAGCUCCACGCACCCCACAGAGGGGGAUGUGAGGCCAUUGCUGCUUUCUCAGGAUUAAAUUUGAGACCUGCAUCAGAGAAACCUCUUGGACCAACAGUCCCAGCUCCACACCCCUGCACCAGCCCCUUUCCCAAGACUGAGUACUCUUCUCUGCGAAAACUUCCAGCGCUUUAUAAAAUCAGAUCGGGUCAAGGAAAUGCAAGAAUGAGGGAAAAUCUUUGAUGAUUGAGCGGAAGUUUGUUCUCGGGCAUGAGUUUGUUUUCUAGAGCUUCGUGCUAUGUGUGAAAGGAAGCCAAGGAAAGAUGGAAAAGCAAGUAGAUGAAGGAGAGAGAAAUGAAAGAAAAUAAAGGAUGAGAGAGCAGCUGGGGAGGUGGAGAUGAGUUUGGGUAGGGAGAGGAAUUGUCGAAGCAGUGGAGGAAACAGAUAACAAAGGAUCAGGAAAAGAUAGUAUUUGGUUUUCUGAGGUAUUUUUGUGGUUUGGUGGCGGUUUUUUUCCCUAAGAAGGUUAAGAUUAUGAGUGUACUUAAAAAUAUACUUGGAUGUAAAUGGACUGUGGCCUGAGACACAGAUAGCUUUGUUGCAUCGUGGUUGUUCAUUUCAAACGCUGGACAUAAUGAGCCUUUAAAUCUUAAGAAUGAUGUAAAAACCCAGAAAGAGAAUGAAGUGUGUAUGUCUUCUUAUUUUGGGGCAUUAAAGGUUCACUGUGAUCAACAUUUUAAGCUUUUCCUCUGCUACUAUGAAAUCUGCUGAUUUUUUUUUACUGAGAACAGAGUUUGUAUCUGACAUACCUGCUUCUGGAAGCUGGGGCAUAAAAAAAAAUAGUUCUGUUGUGUUCACCAGGGAAAAAAGUGGAUUGCCAGCUGCAUCUGAAAAAAAAAUAGAUACAACGUUUGGUGUAAGGAUGUACAACUGUUGUGUAUAAGAAUGGGACCAAAUAACCUGCCAGCUCCAUCUUCAUUUCUGUAUCUGGGUUGUAGCCAGAGGAUGUCAACAUCAAAUGGCUCAGCUCUGUAAUGCGGGUGGAGCAGCUUCCAUGUUGCACAUCCAGGGAUGUAAAUCUUGUAUUGAUUCCACCACAGGAACAAGGUGGUUUAUGGGCCUUCAAAAUUCUGUGGAUUUUGUUAGUUUGUUUCUGUCAGUCUUUUGUGGUAGCAGUAAAAGACUUCCCUGAUAGCACUUUCUGUGUAUUAUAAAUCUUUCUAGUUUUGAUAGUGUUUGUAAUCAAGGAGUUGACUUCACUGGAAACUGCUUGCUUUGCCUUCUCUGAACGAAGGGGUUUGUAUGUCUUAGCAAACCACACUGUAUUUGUUUUAAAUGUAGCAAAUGAAUCAAA
Molecule: messenger RNA, 1899 nt
Organism: Pipra filicauda (Wire-tailed manakin)
Lineage: Eukaryota; Metazoa; Chordata; Aves; Passeriformes; Pipridae
Gene: CUNH1orf115
Product: chromosome unknown C1orf115 homolog
Exons: 2
Coding region: 154-564 (136 amino acids)
Source: RefSeq, a predicted model, not a curated record